GUUAUGCAAUAGCUUUCACCUUAUCGAUCAUUUGGGAUGUGUAGUCAUGCGGCGCAACUUUGCCAGUGUGAACGCAAACGCGAAGACUACACAUCCCGACAGACAGAGCGGCUCACUAGUUACACACCGAAUGUAGUUCCCUCCACUUGGGGAUCCGUUCAUGAUUCACUUCAUUAAUAAAUAAAUAGUUCGGUGUCAUGGCGGAAUCUGCAGCAUGUCCAGCCUUCCAGCUCGGGAGACCCCGAUACGAGCAGGGUUCAUUCCUGGGUCGACUGAGACACUUCAUAGACAUCAUUGACCCCAGCACCCUGUUUGUGUCCGAGAAACGAUUGAAAGAAUGCGAGAAACUACUUGAUGACUACAAACAUGGCGAGCUUCCACCUGGAGUGUCUGACCUUCAGCUGUGGGAAGCCCAGAAGAUCAAGCAGGCCAUCAUUCAUCCUGACACAGGAGAGAAGAUCUUCAUGCCAUUUCGAAUGUCAGGUUAUGUACCAUUUGGAACACCGAUUGUCAUUGGCCUUCUUCUUCCAAAUCAGACUGUGGUGUCUACCAUUAUAUGGCAGUGGCUGAACCAGAGUCACAACGCCUGUGUGAAUUUCGCAAACCGCAACGCCACAAAGCCAACGCCAACAUCCAAGUUUCUUCAAGGCUAUGGAGGAGCUGUGACCAGCGCUGUUUCUAUUGCAGUGGGGCUGAAUAUGCUGAUUCAGAAGGCCAACAAGCUGAGUCCUGCCACCAGAAUGAUAAUUCAGAGACUGGUCCCCUUCCCAGCUGUAGCCUGUGCAAACAUCUGUAACGUGGGCCUGAUGAGGCACAAUGAGCUAUCUGAAGGAAUUGAUGUGCUGGACAACAACGGGAACGUGGUGGGAUCCUCCAAAAUUGCCGCAACACAUGCCAUCAGGGAGACCGCCUUCACACGUGUGGUCCUCCCGAUGCCGAUCUUUGUCCUGCCCCCCAUCAUCAUGUCCUACCUCGAGAGGCUGCGAUUCCUGCAGAGCAACCGCCGGUUAUUGUUGCCCAUCCACAGCCUCGUGUGCCUGGUUACCUUCGGCCUCUCCCUGCCCGUGGCCAUCAGCCUGUUCCCUCAGAUGUCUCUGAUUGAGGUGUCUUGCCUAGAGCCGGAGAUAGCCAUGGCAACAGAUUGCAAGGUGUUGACCUACAACAAGGGUUUAUGAUGGAUGCCGCGGUGAGGGAGCGAGGAGAGCACGAGGAUGGAAAUGAGGCUGCAGUCGUCGGGUUCCUCCUGUCGGGUUGAGAGUCUUUCUGCUGCAGCAUCACAGCUGAGCCUGUAGAUCAUCGGUACUAACAGGGUUGUUUUUUAUUCCACGGUUCUCAAGAUCACAGCAAUUAAUGAGUCAAGGUUUAAAAAGAAGAAGCUCUGUUUAUAGAAAUGAUGAUAUAUUUACUGUGAAAUCAGUUUUUUAGUAUUGGUGAAAUGAUUUUAAUGUGUACAAAACAGUGUUUCCCACACAUGGCUGCUUUUCACACAAUGAUGAGGGUUUGAAUACAGUUUGAACCGGCAAUAACUGACUUUUUCUGGCUCUUCAGCUGCCUCAGUGUUUUUGUUAACGAGCCUUUUGACUGGAAACUGGAGCCUGUUUGGCUGACGGGAGCAGUGAGAGUGAACGGAAACGAUAAAGUUGAAAACAGUGAGGCGUGAGGAAGUGAAGGGUGACAGUAUUGUCAACUUGAUA
Messenger RNA from Anarrhichthys ocellatus (wolf-eel), 1694 nucleotides. It is a transcript of the gene sfxn5b, whose product is annotated as sideroflexin 5b. Bases 198 to 1175 code for a protein of 325 amino acids. The record is from RefSeq and is a predicted model, not a curated record. Lineage: Eukaryota; Metazoa; Chordata; Actinopteri; Perciformes; Anarhichadidae. The transcript is spliced from 14 exons. Gene Ontology annotation, molecular function: monoatomic ion transmembrane transporter activity; citrate transmembrane transporter activity. Gene Ontology annotation, cellular component: mitochondrial inner membrane. Gene Ontology annotation, biological process: mitochondrial transmembrane transport; citrate transport; monoatomic ion transport.